CUCAGGGGCCUAUAUGAACAGUAGAUCUAAUAGAGCUCCCUUUUCAAUAAAACACUCACAGCCUGCACUUAGUUUUCAAUUGCAAAAUGGAAUGCGACAAACUAAUGUUUGGCUUCUUCGUUUUACUGGUUACAGCCAUCUCUGUUGCGCCAGAGGAGCAACAAAUUAGCUGUGACAAAUAUUCGUCCUUAAUGAGAAAUGUAACGAGAAACGUAGAAUCAAGAGAGAAGUACGACAGAAAUCUGGAACGUCUCGGCUUCGUGACACCUCAUAAUGUUUUUGGCGUUCGCGUUUGCAAUCAGUGUUACGGUCCAGCACCGCAACUUGCGAUGUUACACACAGUCGGGGCGCAGACUUUCAAAAAAAGAUUCAAUAUGACGGGCAAGGACUACGAAUCGAUUGCUGUUCGAUGUAAAAGCACUUCCAAUCAAUAUGCAAAAGCAUUUACUUCCUUAUUCAAAAAUGGUCUUGGUCGUGCGACGAUGCCUAAAUAUCGUUCCAUUGAUGGUCGACAUAAUAACGCAAAAAAUCCUUAUUGGGGUGCAUCGGGGACUCCAUUUAGCCGAUACGGUCCAAAGAAUUAUCAAGAUGGAAUUUAUUCAAUUAGGAAAAGUGUGACUGGCUCAGACUUGCCAAAUGCACGUUUGCUUGUCGAAGGAGUUUUGAAUAAGGCAGUUCGAUCACCCACUCCAGAAUUAGCAUACAACGUACUUGGCUUACUAAUUAUUUUAUUUGCCACUCACGAUCUACACUAUCAAAUACCAAUGCAACCAAAAAAUGUGAAUGAAGAAAUACUGUGCUGCACUCAAGACAGACAUGCCGUCUUGCCUUCCAAUUUAACGAAUUCAGUAUGCCUGCCUAUUGAAGUAUCGAAAAACGACUCAUCUUAUAAAAAUGAAAAAAUUGGAUGCCUGAAUAUGGUUCGUUCCCAGAUCGGUGAAUUUCCUGAUGUUGUUCAGGCUGGUGAAAUUGUUAAUCAGGCAACGGCAUAUUUGGAUUUGUCUCUAAUUUAUGGAAAUGAUGAAUCAGAGUUGAAACGAAUCAGACUUUUUAAAAGUGGCAAAUUUCGAAUGGGAAAGAACAAUCUAGUGGCGGUUGAUUCAAACGGAAAAUAUUUAAAAUCCAUGGAACGAUUCACUACCAUACCAAUCGCUUCCAUCUGGCCAACACUAUUCACUCGCAAUCACAAUCAUCUCGCUGAACGAUUAGCAGCCCUAAAUUCUCAUUGGGAUGAUGAAAUCAUAUUCCAGGAAGCACGUCGCAUCAAUAUUGCAAAUUUUCAGUACAAUUUGAUCGCAGCAAAAUCGAUCGAAAGAGUUUUUAAAAAAGCGGUCAACGAAAGUUAUUCUGAGUUAAGGAACGCCGGUACGUUUAUCGAAUUCACGUUUACCUAUCGUGGCGCUCAUUAUUAUGUUCCGUCGACCAUGCAGUUUCGCGAUGAGAACUACACGCUAACGAAUGAGGUUCUUCAAUCCGAUACGAUUGGAAAAAUUGAGCUGCUUGAAAAUAAUUUUGAUGAUGCGUUGCGAGGUGUGGCUAAUGAACCUGUGAACAUGAAAUCAUAUAGCGAUGAAAUUAUCAACAGAAUUGGAAAGAACGGAAAGAAUGGCUACGGGACCGAUCUCAUUGCGUUGGAUAUUCAACGUGGUCGAGACCAUGGUAUCGCUUCGUUCGUACAAAUACGCAGAAAGUGCAAAUUAACGCCGGAGAUCAAUAGCUUUGACGAUUUCAACUUAAUUUUUAACAAAACAAAUGUCGAUUUGCUGAAAUCAUUUUACAGUUCCUAUGACGACGUCGAUUUUUAUGUGGGCGGAUUAUUAGAAGCCUUCGAAAGUGUUGGGAAUCCGUUUGCAGGUCCAACAUUCGGGUGUGUCAUUGGGGAUAACUAUAAAAAUGCCAUGGGAGGCGAUAUUUACUUCUACUCGCAUCCCGAAAGUCCAUAUCCAAUGACGAAAGCACAAAUUGACGCUGUUGGCAAAUACUCAGUGUCGAAUCUCUUUUGUGUUAAUUCUGGACUAAAUGAAACGAACAAACUGUGGUCGUAUGCACCUCAUGCAGUGAAUCCGAAAAUCGAUUGUAAACAUUUUCCACCAAUGGAUUUAUCAGCAUGGAAAGAAUGACUUCACAUGGAUUAGGAAUAGUUAAAUAAAUUGUUAGGCACAUGGGACCGUGCGAGAUUUUCUGUUUAUUU
Bradysia coprophila is the source of this 2191-nucleotide messenger RNA. RefSeq names its product salivary peroxidase/catechol oxidase-like. NCBI's taxonomy places the organism in Eukaryota, Metazoa, Arthropoda, Insecta, Diptera, Sciaridae. Gene Ontology annotation, molecular function: heme binding; peroxidase activity. Gene Ontology annotation, biological process: response to oxidative stress. The record is from RefSeq and is a predicted model, not a curated record.